AUCCUACCUUUGGUUGGUAGUUAAAAAGGAGCACACACACAACUCUUGCAAAUGUCAGGGGGAGGAGGAGCUUUUCCUCUCCUCCAUACUAUCUUCUGUUGGAGAACAGCAGCAAGCAGAAAAGGGACCAGGGAAUCAAAGGCUUCCUGUAUAGAUCUUUGGAGGAAAGAUCCUUUCUUUCUGCAGGAAUUCAGGGCAUUGCUGGUGUCCUCUUCAGUUGUGCUAAAUCUGUGACGAGUAUGCGCCGCGUCCGGGUCUCAUCCCACCAAUCUCCAGUCCACAAGCUUGGUGAUUCACAGAUGAAAUUGACACCCAAAUUCCGGCUUGCCACAACCUCCGCAUUGCCGUCGUCGAUGCCGGCCUCUGAUUUGGAGCAAGCCUCAUGGGAGACACCCCUCAUACCUGGCCUUCCUGAUGAUGCUGCUCUCAACUGUCUCCUCCGGCUACCUGUUGAGACCCAUGAGGCAUGCAGGCUUGUGUGUCGCCGGUGGCAUCACCUCCUAGCUGACAAGGCGCGGUUCUUCAUGCAGAGGAAGGUGAUGGGUUUUCGGUCACCGUUGUUGUUCACCCUGGCUUUCCACCGUUGCACUGGUAAGAUACAGUGGAAGGUGCUGGACCUGAACUACUUGACCUGGCAUACAAUUCCUGCCAUGCCGUGUCGGGAUCGGGCUUGCCCCCGAGGUUUCGGUUGCGUUGCUAUCCCCAGUGACGGCACCCUCCUUGUUUGCGGCGGGUUGGUCUCGGACAUGGAUUGCCCAUUGCACUUGGUCCUUAAGUAUGAUGUUUAUAAGAACCGAUGGACCGUGAUGACUCGAAUGCUUGCUGCACGGUCUUUCUUUGCGGGUGGCGUCAUUGAUGGACGGGUUUAUGUAGCUGGAGGUUAUAGUACUGACCAGUUUGAGCUCAAUUCAGCAGAGGUUCUUGAUCCGGUUAAGGGUGUGUGGCAACCAGUUGCUAGUAUGGGCAUGAACAUGGCAUCCUCGGAUUCUGCUGUCAUCAGUGGUAGGCUUUAUGUCACUGAAGGCUGUGCAUGGCCUUUCUUCUCCUCGCCGAGAGGUCAGGUUUAUGAUCCAAAGAUUGACCGCUGGGAGGUUAUGCCAGUUGGAAUGCGUGAAGGGUGGACCGGUUUAAGUGUUGUCAUCGACAAACAUUUGUUCGUCAUUUCAGAAUAUGAGAGGAUGAAGGUUAAAGUCUACGAUCCAGAAACGGACUCAUGGGACUCUGUAAAAGGCCCUCCUAUGCCUGAACGAAUUAUGAAGCCAUUUUCGGUGAGUUGUUUGGAGAAUAAGAUUGUUGUUGUUGGCCGAGGCCUCCAUGUAGCUAUUGGCCAUGUCAAGAAGCAACCUGGCAGCCAUCCUGAUAGUAGGAGCUCAAGCUACUUAAUUCAGUGGCAAGAUGUGGAUGUUCCUAGGGAAUUUGGUGAUCUGACACCUUCAAACAGUCAGAUUUUGUAUGCUUAACUGCUGAAAAUGCCGGAUCUGCAGAGAGGCCAUUGUUGUUCUUUCAUUUUAUUUGGCCAACUGGGUAAAGCCCUAUUCUGAGCUGUAAAAUUGUUCUCCUCUGUAUGUUAGUCUCUUUCCCAGUUAAUUUUACAGCCUGUAAGUGUUAUGUCAGUAAAUAAAUAAAAAAAUUCAAGAGAUUGUUGUAAGUAGAAGUUUGCCGGUACUUGAGACAAUUUGUUGUAUUUGCUCUUUAAACUGAUUUUGACUUCUUGUUCAGUGCACUGCCAGACUCUGAAUAUUCAGAUGAACCUGU
Oryza sativa Japonica Group (Japanese rice) is the source of this 1755-nucleotide messenger RNA. RefSeq names its product F-box/kelch-repeat protein At1g30090. The record is from RefSeq and is a predicted model, not a curated record. Gene Ontology annotation, molecular function: protein binding. Lineage: Eukaryota; Viridiplantae; Streptophyta; Magnoliopsida; Poales; Poaceae.